This is a messenger RNA of Blepharisma stoltei, 837 nucleotides long. NCBI's taxonomy places the organism in Eukaryota, Ciliophora, Heterotrichea, Heterotrichida, Blepharismidae. The record is from the annotation of a GenBank genome assembly.
AUGAUUUUGACUGAACUGCAUAGGUUUGAUUAUUUCUUCUUUGACAUUGAUGGAGUAGUUUUCGAAAAUUUCAAGGAGUUGCCAGGAUCUGUCGAGCUUAUUAGCAGGCUUCAAAGAAUGGGAAAAGAAGUUUAUUUUAUUUCCAACAAUUGCGAGCUUUCUCGGACUAAAUUUAAAGAGAUAUUCGAAAGUAUAGGAAUCUUUCCAAAGCUUGAAAACCUCAUAGUUGGAGCUUUUAAUUUAGCCCUAUGGGUGAAGACUAAUUGUCAGGCAAACUCAAAAGUGCUCACUCUUGGCCCAAAAGGGGUUGAUGAAGAACUUUCUGAACUUGGUUUUCAAGUGAUACCAGCAAAUUCUCUAUAUGCAUCUAAUGUUGAUUAUUCUCAUAUUUCGGUUGAUAAUGAAAUCAAGAUUGUUGCUGUCUCUGAUACAGGUGACUUAAAUUAUCACGAUAUUGCUUAUGCAUCUAGAUGCGUUCAAUUAGGUGCACAAAUUGCUACUUCAAAUUAUGAUUGCAAUUGAAGAUUAGGAAGAUUUAUGCUUCCAUGCUCAGCUUGUACAGUCGAUGCACUAUUGGCUUCAUCAGGAGCUAAAAAUUUUAUAAACGCAGGAAAGCCGAAUCCUAUAGUAUUAAAAAAUGUAAUUGAGAGAGAUAACUUAGAUAUUUCAAAAAUAAUUGUAUUUGGAGACACAAUGAAGAAUGACAUUCUUUUGACAAAAAUUUGCAAUGUAAGCUCUGCUCUUGUUUUGACUGGAGUUGAAGAUUCAGAGUCUUAUUUGCAAUAUUCUUAUCGGCCUGAUUUCGUUUUCAACAACUUACUUGAAAUUCUGACUUAA